AUGGCUUCUGUAACAUCUGCAAGCGAAUUAAAUUCAAUUUUAGACGACAAUGAUAAUAAUGAUAAAGAACACAGUGAUAAUAAUGAUGAUAUACCAACCGGAUCUAAGGGUAAAGACACAGAUGGUACAGAUGGCGGCCAAGCAGCAGGCGGUGAAUCUGGUGAUAUGGAUAUUUGGAUGAAGUCGCGUCAAAUGAUAAGACCAGAAAAUCAAUUAGACUUAACAGAUGCAGAAUUAUCUGAAGAGAUAACCAAAGUUCUAACAACAACAAAUCUUAAUAUACCCACUAAUGUGGUAGUAUAUGAUUUUAAAGAGAGAACUUUUUUACCAAUGCCAACUCCCAGUAAUAUUGUAACACUAAUAAAUUUUGAUGGUACUGCUUUGCAUACUGAAUCAGAAGAAGCACGUUUACAAAUAGAAGAAUCUGGUGAAAUGGGAUGCCCGCUACCAGAACCUAAGCAUGGAGAUAAUGACGAAUCAAGUGAUGAUAAACUCGAUAAACGACGAAAAACCCUAAAUGGUGACGGAGAGGCAGAAGAUGGUGAAGCAGCAGAUAAAGAGGACGGAGAGGAUGAAGAAGGUGAUGGUGAAAAAGAAGCAGAAGAUGGUGGUGAAGGCGAAGCAGAAGAUGGUGCCGAAGGGGAAGAAGGUCAGGAACAAGCACCAGAAGAAACGGAACCAGCAGAAGUACAAGCUGCACAAUUACAAGAAAGCAAAAAAAAAUUAAUAAAUCAAUUUAAUUACUGCGAGAGAGGAGCUUUGACGCAUAAUAAUUCAACGAGAACGAUCGAAACUGAAACAAUUCCACCACCAAGAUCACAAUUUGGGGCAACUGUACAGCAGUGGGUUAUUUAUGAUUCUUACCUAGAAGACUAUGCACAAAACAAAGAAUUAAGAGAAGAAAAAAAGUCAACAGCACCGAAGGAUCCUAGUAAAAGCCAGAAACACCAGUAUAGUGAAGCUGAGGAACUGAAUCAGAAAUAUCUAAAAAGUUGGCAAAUUUUGGAACGAAUGAUUAAUCAAAACUUAUAUGCAGAUGUUGCGGCAGAUUAUCGCUUCUACGAGGAUCCAGCUGAUGAAUUUCGCGAGGAGGGCACAUUAUUGCCACUUUGGAAGUUUGUUUAUGAACGUACAAAAAAACUGAGUGUAACCGAAGUUAUGUUUAGUCCGAAAUACUAUGAUUUAUUUGCCGUUUGUUAUGGAUCAUAUGAUUUUAUGAAACAACCGAAUGAAGGUGCACUUUGCUUGUUUACAGUUAAGAAUCCAUCCUAUCCUGAUUAUAUAAUUAUGACCGAGGGUGGGGUAAUGUGCUGCGAUAUACAUCCGCAAUAUCCAUUCUUAUUAGUUGUUGGAUUAUAUGAUGGAAACGUCGGUGUAUAUAAUAUAAAAAAUACUAAUUAUAAAGAACCAUUGUAUAAGUCUAAAGGAGUCAAUAAUAAACAUAAUGGCGUUGUAUGGCAGGUCAAGUGGGGUCCAGAUAUGACCGAUGGUGAGAUAAAUUUUUACUCACUAUCCUCAGAUGGCCGCGUUUUCAAUUGGAUACUUAUGCAUAAUAAAUUAGCUUUAACUACAAUUAUAACACUAAAUUUGGAAAAUGGAAAUAUGGAAGGACCUGAUGGCACUGCUGUACGUUUAUUAAGUUGUGGUGCAUGUUUGUUAUUUCAUCCAAAUGACCCUGAAAUAUUUUUGGUUGGCUCAGAAGAGGGUCAAAUCUACAAAUGUAGUAUUGCUUAUAAUUCGAAAUAUUUGAUGAGCUAUACCGCACAUAAUUUACCAGUUUAUCGAAUCGAUUUUAAUCGUUUUAAUUGCAAUAUAUUUGUAUCGUGCAGUGCAGAUUGGCGUAUAAAAAUUUGGGAAGACAAACAUCCAGAUCCUUUAUUUGUUUUCGAUUUGGGUGGUGCCAUUGGUGAUGUUAAGUGGGCUCCUUAUUCAAGUACAGUUUUUGCAGCAGUUACAGCUGAUGGAAAGGUUUUCGUUUUCGACUUGAAUGUGAAUAAAUAUAAGGCGAUUUGUGAACAACUAGUAGUUCCGAGACGAAAGAAUAAGCUAACACGUUUAGCUUUCAAUGAAAAAUUACCGUUUAUUAUUGUUGGAGAUGAUAAGGGUACUGUGACAUCAUUGAAACUCUCACCAAACUUACGUUUAAUGGUUAAACCUCCAAAAAAGCAGAUGAACUUAAGUCAAAAUAUUUUACAGAUUCAAAAACUGGAAAAAAUUUUAUCAUUGGUCCGUGAACUUCCUGAGGGUGAAAUAAUAAAAGACACAACUACUACAGUUCAAAGUUGA
Messenger RNA from Teleopsis dalmanni, 2286 nucleotides. Its product is annotated as dynein intermediate chain 2, ciliary. The coding region runs from base 1 to 2286 and encodes 761 amino acids. Gene Ontology annotation, cellular component: outer dynein arm. The record is from RefSeq and is a predicted model, not a curated record. Gene Ontology annotation, molecular function: dynein heavy chain binding; dynein light chain binding. The transcript has 11 exons. Gene Ontology annotation, biological process: cilium movement; outer dynein arm assembly. Lineage: Eukaryota; Metazoa; Arthropoda; Insecta; Diptera; Diopsidae.